CGGCCGACAGAUGGCGCAGUGACCUGUCCCGGCAGGAGAACGACGUUGUGCUGCCGCCGGAUCCCUCGCUCCAUCACUGAAUAUCUCCUUCAUCCGUGCCUUAGCCGGCCUGAAACACCAUCAUGUCGGCGGUGGGACAGCUCGUCUUCGAUGAGUACGGGAAACCGAUCAUCAUCCUCAAGGACCAAGACCAGCAGAAGCGUCUCACGGGAAUCGAUGCUCUGAAGUCACACAUUUUGGCAGCUCGCAGUGUGGCCUCUAUCUUGGCCACCUCACUGGGUCCUAAAGGGCUUGAUAAGCUGAUGGUGAGCCCUGAUGGAGAUAUCACUGUCACUAACGAUGGUGCCACCAUCCUGAAGAUGAUGGAUGUGGAGCACCAAGUUGCCAAGCUCAUGGUGCAGUUGUCGCAAUCUCAGGAUGAUGAAAUUGGUGAUGGAACCACAGGAGUUGUUGUUUUGGCUGGAGCCCUAUUGGAAAAGGCUGAAUAUUUGUUAGAUAAAGGCAUUCACCCCAUUCGAGUUGCUGAUGGCUAUGAACUGGCUGCUAAGAAGGCUAUUGAGCAUCUUGAAAAAAUUGCCGAUGAAUUUCCAGUUGAUGUAAAUAAUACCGAGCCUCUAGUCCUAACAGCAAUGACUACCUUAGGUUCUAAGAUUAUCAACCGCUGUCACAGACAAAUGGCUCAGAUUGCUGUAGAUGCUGUUAUGGCAGUGGCAGAUCUUGAAGCUAAAGAUGUCAACUUUGAAUUAAUUAAAGUUGAAGGCAAAGUUGGAGGCAAGCUGGAGGACACCAUGUUGGUGAAGGGUGUAGUUGUAGAUAAGGACUUCUCCCAUCCACAAAUGCCGAAGGAGCUCAAGGAUGUUAAACUAGCUAUCCUUACCUGCCCAUUUGAGCCCCCCAAGCCCAAGACCAAGCACAAGCUUGAAGUCAGCACUGUUGAAGAGUACAAGGCUCUUCACAAUUAUGAGCAGGAGCAGUUUGUGUCCAUGGUUGACAAAGUAAAGGCUGCUGGUGCUACUCUUGCCAUCUGCCAGUGGGGCUUUGAUGAUGAAGCCAACCAUCUCCUGCUUCAGAAGGAACUUCCAGCUGUACGAUGGGUUGGAGGCCCUGAAAUUGAGCUUAUUGCCAUUGCCACAAAUGGAAGAAUUGUGCCUAGAUUUGAGGAACUUUCACCAGAGAAGCUUGGAUCUUGUGGAAAAGUGAAGGAAUUGUCCUUUGGUACCACAAAGGACAAGAUGUUGGUGAUUGAGGAGUGUCCUAAUACCAAAGCUGUCACAAUCUUCAUCAGGGGAGGGAACAAAAUGAUCAUUGAAGAAGCUAAGCGCAGUAUCCAUGAUGCUCUCUGUGUGGUCAGAAAUCUCGUCAGGAACAACAAGAUUGUGUAUGGAGGAGGUGCUGCUGAGGUUUCAUGUGCUCUGGCAGUUUCUGAGGAAGCAGACAAGAUCUCAACACUGGAACAAUAUGCUUUCCGUGCCUUCGCUGAUGCUCUGGAAAGCAUUCCGCUUGCCUUGGCAGAGAACUCAGGAUUGUCCCCCAUUCACACACUGACUGAGUGCAAGGCACGACAAGUUACAGAGAAGAAUCCUGCACUGGGAAUUGACUGUAACAGCAAGGGCACAUGUGAUAUGAAGGAGCAGCAUGUGAUUGAGACCCUGCACAGCAAGAAGCAACAGAUCCUCCUUGCUACCCAGCUCGUGAAGAUGAUCCUGAAAAUUGACGAUAUUCGCACACCAGGAGAGAUGCAUUAAGAUCUCCCAGAAAACCUAACAUCAAAUGGCCUUCAGUCUCCUGUUACUAAUUUCUAUUACGUCCUUGCACUCUUACUCCUAAUGUGGUACUGUACUCCAAGAAGAGACAGUAUGCCAUUUGUAUCUUUUUAUUUGGGAUUGUAUUCUAAUGCUUAUCUCAUCCCCAGUGCUUUAAAUAAUAAUAAAAAAUAUCAGAAC
Messenger RNA from Penaeus indicus, 1943 nucleotides. It is a transcript of the gene CCT5, whose product is annotated as T-complex protein 1 subunit epsilon-like. Gene Ontology annotation, molecular function: ATP-dependent protein folding chaperone; ATP hydrolysis activity; ATP binding. The record is from RefSeq and is a predicted model, not a curated record. The transcript is spliced from 5 exons. Bases 123 to 1745 code for a protein of 540 amino acids. NCBI's taxonomy places the organism in Eukaryota, Metazoa, Arthropoda, Malacostraca, Decapoda, Penaeidae. Gene Ontology annotation, biological process: protein folding. Gene Ontology annotation, cellular component: chaperonin-containing T-complex.